Messenger RNA from Botrytis fragariae, 2106 nucleotides. RefSeq lists its product as uncharacterized. The transcript is spliced from 13 exons. NCBI's taxonomy places the organism in Eukaryota, Fungi, Ascomycota, Leotiomycetes, Helotiales, Sclerotiniaceae. The record is from RefSeq and is a predicted model, not a curated record. Bases 1 to 2106 code for a protein of 701 amino acids.
AUGCCAAAUUGGAAGUCGUACGAAGCAACCGUUCGCCUCCUCAGCGCCAUUGUGGCCGCCCACCCAAGUCUAAAACUCGAUUACGCAGCAAUAUCCAAGUACUACGGAGAUGAGUCAAAUUAUCAGCAGAUUUGGCGUGGUAUGAAUGGCAUAAAGCGUAAUGCCGAGAGCCUCCGAAAAGCAGUCGAUGCAGGUCUCAAUGCCUCUACUGUCAAUCUCGAGAAUGAUUUCAGCGUUAAGAAAGCAAUCAGCGUUCGCUUUGGUGGAGAUUGCACUGCCUCUGCACUUGACAACAGAUUUAGGCGUCUGAAGUCCGAUGCCAAACUGAUCAAUGCUGCCGUUGCCAGAGGAGAAGAUCCGAUCCUCAUGAACGUGGGCGAUACGAAUGGAGAAAUUGCCUGCAAAGGAAAGGGUGGGAAUGAGUUGAUGUUUUUUCUCGUCUUCCAAGUUCCAUAUCACAAGAGCACAGAUUUGUCCCUUUUUGCCUACACUAAUGCUGUAUUAGCAAUUUCCGUGCUUAUGGGAUCAGCAACUCCAGCUAGUCACAUCCAAUCGCAGCUUCGAGAAACCAUCAAACCUCUUGGUGAACGCUUGAUUGCCAUGCGUGAUGCCGGCGAGGACUGCAAAGAUGUCGAUUUGACUGACUUGGGUACUCGCCGAUAUAAGGCUGAGAUUGCUGCAAAGAUGGGAUCAGAUGUCACUGCUAUUAGUGUUAAAGCACAGUUCCGUCGAAGCCUCAGAGUUUUGGCUGCUCAGGUUGCCAAGUACAUGGGUUCGGAUGUCACUUCCACAGCUAUCAAGAUCCAGUACAAUGCAACCAUCAGAGCUCUUUCCCGUCGUCAAAUAGCUUUUUUUGAUGCCGGUAAAGAUCCUUUGGAUGUCUCCUUGAACAACCCAAAAGGUGAGAUUGUUGCAAUUAUGGGAUCCGAUGUUACCGUCGAAGCCAUUAAGCAACAGAUUGGCAAGCGUGUUAAGGUUCUUGGCAGUCGCCAAACCAAGAUGCGAACAGCUGAAAUGGACAAACAUAUGGGAGACUGCACUAUUUCCGGUCUUCGAUUUCAAUUCGAUACCCGUUACAAGGUCAUUGCCAAACGCCAAAAGGCUAUGCUGGCUGCAGGAAAAAAUCCUUUAACGGUUGAUAUUGUCACUGGUGGCAAGACUGAAGUUCAAAAGUGUUUUGGUUCGGAUGCUACUCCUGGUGGAAUCAAAUUCCAAUUUGCAACCACCAUCAAGAAGAAUGUCGACCAGAUUCGCAAUGCGAGAGCUGCUGGCAAAGACUGCAAGGAUAUCACAUUCAAUUCCAAUGAAAUGGCGAAGCACUUCGGUUCGGACACAGAUGUCACCUCUAUAAAGUGGCAAUUCCGCGGCAUCAGAGCUGGUGCUAAGAUCCAAAAAGAUGCAGUGCUCAACGGAAAAGAUCCCAAGGAGUUUGACGUGGCUCUGAAUCCAGAUCCUAGAAAACGCAGCACAAUGGCAAAAUGGUUGGAUGAUGGUACCACCACAUCUGCCCUGGAACAUCGAUUUCGACCCAUCAAAGCUGCUGCUAAGAAUGCCACCGCCGAGAAAUUUGGUGAUGGUGUUACAGGUAAGGCUGUAUCCAUGCGCAUGGAAAGAAUGCGCAAAGAACCCCCUUGGGAUCUCAACUCUCCACCCGGUACUAAUGAUUCCCUAGGUGCAACACCCAAAAAGGCUCGUGCUCAGCGCACCCCCAAGAAAUCCGUCAAGAAGGCCGCUGCAUCCAGCAACGAGGAGGGAGACGACGAUAGUGACAUGGAAAUGGCUACCCCAUCCAAGAAGGGCUCUCCAGUCAAGAAGGAAAAUCUCAAUAAAGUCAAAGUCGGCCGCGUCGAAAAGAAACCCGCGACUCCCAGCCGUGCUGCUAAGACUAACAUUAAGAGCUAUGUUGAUUCCGAUGACGAGGGAGACGAUGAUCUUAUUAUCAAGGAUGAGGAUAUCAGUGCUUAUGAUUUUGGCCGCGCUGCAGAUGGUGAUGAGGAUAUGCUUGGUGGUGGUGGAUUUGGGGGUGGAAAUGGCCAUGGUCUUGUUCAUGGAAAUAGAGGUGAUGAUGUUGAGGAGGAAGAUGUUUUCUACGACGAUGAGUCUUAG